Molecule: messenger RNA, 1576 nt
Organism: Gadus macrocephalus (Pacific cod)
Lineage: Eukaryota; Metazoa; Chordata; Actinopteri; Gadiformes; Gadidae
Gene: phyhd1
Product: phytanoyl-CoA dioxygenase domain containing 1
Exons: 11
Coding region: 129-1001 (290 amino acids)
Source: RefSeq, a predicted model, not a curated record
AAGGGUUCAAAAUCCGACUAACGGGUCUAGGUCAGAGAGGCUGAGCAGCUCCUCUGUCAUCACAUGUCGUUGACUCGUUGAGGACCCGGAUCACGGCCCGGGCAUCCGAGUGCUUUUUUCAAAGUGAGAUGGAUUUUAUGGCGGAUCAUUACGCGCAGAAGUACCAAGAGGAUGGCUAUGUUGUCCUGGACGGGCUCCUGACAGCAGAGGAGUGUGAUCAGCUCAGAUGCAGGAUGGCAGAGAUAGUGGAUGGGAUGGAUGUCCCGGAACAUUGCCGUAUCACCUUCUCUACCGAUAACGACCAGCUGAAAGACCAGGGGAAUGCUGAUUAUUUCCUCACCAGCGGGGACAAGAUACGUUUCUUCUUUGAGAAAGGCGUUUUUGAUGACAACGGUGAAUUUACAGUUCCACGAGAACGUUCUUUGAACAAAGUCGGUCAUGCCCUCCAUGCUCAUGAGCCUUCGUACAAAAAGAUGACACACUCGCCCCAGGUCCAGGGAAUUGCUAAGAAGCUCGGUCUUCAAAGCCCUGUGAUUCUACAAAGCAUGUACAUUUUUAAGCAACCAGGGAUUGGUGGAGAGGUGACUCCUCAUCAAGACGCUACGUUCCUGCACACCACCCCGCUGGGCAGGGUGAUGGGCCUUUGGGUCGCCCUGGAGGACGCCACCGAGGACAAUGGCUGCCUCUGGUUCAUCCCUGGGACGCACAACAGUGGUAUUUCUCGUCGUAUGGUGCGGACCCAAGAAGGCUACCCGUUGACAAAUUUUGUUGGCCAAGAACAGGCCUACGAUGACGAUAAAUUCGUUCCCGCCCCAGUGAAGAAAGGUGGGGUGGUCCUGAUCCACGGGCAGGUGGUGCACCGCAGUGCGCCCAACACCUCCGACAACUCCCGCCAUGUUUACACGUUCCACCUGAUGGAGACCGAGGAGACUCGCUGGAGCCCUGAGAACUGGCUCCAGCCCACAGAAGAGCUCCCUUUCCCCGCACUCUACACCACAUGAAGGAUCAGAAUAUGGUUUUCUUCUCCUUGUGUCAUCACGCUUCCCAGUGGUCUGAGAAAGCGCCAACUUGCCCGAACAUUAUGUUGUCACGUUAUUACAUGGUCAGGUUUAAGUCCAAUCAGUCAGUCUACUGGGAAAUAUAUCCUUUAUGUCUAUCCUUAUUCAACUGUUACUAACAACUACACAUUGCAUUCUACGCGUCGGCGUUGUGAUACACUUACAUCUUCAGAAGAGAGGAAAAAAAGUCUUACCGGUGUACUUUCUAAGCUAAGAUUCACCAAUUAUAUGUUCGAUUGUAAUGGACACUGAAGACCUUUUGUACCAUAUACUACUAAUAAUUGUUACAAUUAAUAUUGUACUUUUUUUUGUGAUUAUUAUAUAUAUAUAUAUUUUGGUUUAUUGAAUCCAAACAAACCGCCUGUUUUGGAAGGAACACCUGAUAUGUACAACACACUAUUUUCUCAGCUUGGAUAUUUCAUCUAUUUUCUUAACUUGUCCACCCGAAUGUCCACCCCUUUUUUGCUAUUGGAGUGCAAAACAAUCAAUCUUGUUGAAAUAAAACGGCGCAAUCUUGA